UUGACAGCGGCCAUGCAGUCAUCAUGCGGGAAAGGAAGAUCGAGCGUCAUGGGAAUCCCGCAAAAGGCUCCUUGGCGCAUUACAGUACACUCCAUUGCCAGAUCGCUUCAAGUUACUAGUGCAAAACACAGCCAGCAGCCCCAGUGCAAGGAUAGAAUUCAAAUCCCCUGAUACCCUGAACUUCCAAGUUUGCGCCGUUCCCGCUUCCACACCGAUACUAGUCUCAGCCUCAUUCAGUCGCCAUCCCGAGGACAUUCCGUCCACUCACGCAACGCACCACAAUAGCGGCACCCGCCAAAUGGACUCCCUACCCAACGCCACCGAGGCGGAAAUGUCGCUGUCUCCGCAGGAAGUUGAUCUCCUCCGUGAAGCAUACUUGAAGGAGGAAAAGUCCCGCCCGCAGACAAAGUUCAACUAUGCUUGGGCGCUAGUGCGAAGCCGCGCUAGGACUGACCAGGAGAAGGGGAUCGAGCUUUUGCACGAAAUUUACAAAGAAGUCCCCAGCCGUCGUCGUGAAUGUCUCUAUUACCUAGCAUUGGGAGAGUACAAGAUGGGCAAUUAUCGCUAUGCCCGCAAGUACAACGAAACCCUCCUCCAACUGGAGACGAGCAAUCGGCAGGGGCUGCCUCUUAGACAGUUGAUUGAUGCAAAAGUCAAGUCUGAGGGACUCGUGGGAAUGGCAAUUGUAGGGGCAGCGGUCGCGGCGCUUGGGAUACUCACCGCGACGGUCUUCAGGAGAGCACCGGGGGACCACAGAUAGCCAUGUGGAAGUGAUGGACGUCGCCAUAAUGUCCCGCGGAGCCAUCCAGUCCGAGGCUCAAAUCGGCAAGAUUUCAACUG
Messenger RNA from Fimicolochytrium jonesii, 840 nucleotides. RefSeq lists its product as uncharacterized. The record is from RefSeq and is a predicted model, not a curated record. Gene Ontology annotation, biological process: autophagy of mitochondrion; peroxisome fission; mitochondrial fission. The transcript is spliced from 6 exons. NCBI's taxonomy places the organism in Eukaryota, Fungi, Chytridiomycota, Chytridiomycetes, Spizellomycetales, Powellomycetaceae. Gene Ontology annotation, molecular function: protein binding. Gene Ontology annotation, cellular component: mitochondrial outer membrane; peroxisomal membrane. Bases 299 to 760 code for a protein of 153 amino acids.